This is a messenger RNA of Plasmodium gallinaceum, 2814 nucleotides long. Its product is annotated as conserved Plasmodium protein, unknown function. The transcript is spliced from 2 exons. The record is from RefSeq and is a predicted model, not a curated record. Gene Ontology annotation, molecular function: protein binding. NCBI's taxonomy places the organism in Eukaryota, Apicomplexa, Aconoidasida, Haemosporida, Plasmodiidae. Bases 1 to 2814 code for a protein of 937 amino acids.
AUGAAAAAAAAAAAAAACAUACCAAAAAAUAUACCUUAUAAAAAUUAUGUAAGCAAGAAGAAAAUUAAUAAAAAUAGAAAAUCAUAUGUAACUUCUAAAAAUAAAACAAAGUUGAAUAAAAAUAAAAAUAAAAAUAAUUGUCCUUCUGAUUCAAUAAAAAAUAGGGAUAAUUAUUCUGAAUCAAAAGAAAACGAAAGAGAUGAUAAUGAUUUAUUUACAUUAUCCUCUUACAAAAGUGAUGAAUCGUUAUAUGAAAGUUGUAGUGAUGCUCAUGAGGAUUCUAACUGCAAUCUUGUUAAGAAUAAAGUAAAAAAUAAACAAAAAUAUAAAGGAAGCAAAACAAAAAAUCAUGAAAAUUGUAUUGAUAGUAGAAUUAAAAAAUUGUUAAAUGAAAAAAUAGACUAUCAUAAUAUAGACCUUUUUAAAUAUUUAAAUUAUUUAAAUGAUGAAAAUGAAAAUAAUGAUUUACUAAACUUCAUAAUAUCAGAAUUUUUGAAAAAAGGAAAUUCUGAAAAACAAGAAAAAGAAACGUAUAAAAAAGAUAAAUUUAAUAAAAAUGAUAAUGAAGAAAAAAGUACAAUUAAUAUAAAAGAAAAUAUUGAAAUUGAAUAUAUUUUAAAUUACGAAGGUAACAAUUUUAGAAACAUAUUUUUUUUAGAAAAUAUUCAAAUAGAUUUUAACAAAAAAAAAAUAAAUGUUUUUCCAUUUAAGAGUGAAAGUAUUGUUGAAAACAUAAAAAAAAAAGUACAGAAUAGAUCGAGUUUUAGAAAUCAAAAGAAUUUAGAAAAUUUUGAAAAAAGUACAGAAAAUAAAGAUAUACUAAAAAUAUGUUUAGAGAAAAAGAAUUUCAAUAAUGAAGAUCAUAUUUACAUAAAUGAUAUAUAUAUUUCUCUAAAUCCUCACGUAACAGAAUUUUUAUAUUUUAUAUUAAUAUGUAAUUAUUUAUAUAAUGAUAGAGAAGAUAAUGAAAAAGAUAAAGUAGAUAUAACUAUUAAUAUGAAAGAAAUUAUGGAAAAAUUAGAUGAAGAAUUAACAAAAGAUUUAACUCAAGAAAAUGUUUUUUUGAGCUUAUGUUCUUCUAUAAUUUAUCUUGAUUUUAGUAGUAGUAUUAAUGUUGUGAAUUUUUUAUCUUAUUUUUUAAAUGCAAAGAGAAGAAAUGAAAAUUUUUGUGAAACUAGAGAAAACACUCAUGAAGGAAAUAAUUAUGUUAGAAAAAAAGAUAAAAAUAAUGGAGUACAGAAAAAUGAAAAAAAUAACAAACUUAAUAAAAUUACUGAUGCAUCACAAGAAGAUAAUGAAAAAAAAAAGUAUGUAUAUGAAUUAAUGAAUGAUAUAAUUUUAAAAUGCUCUAAAGUUUUUAAUGGUAGUCUAUUAAGUAUUAGUGUAUGCAGUUAUUUGAAUAAUUUUAUGUAUUUUAAUUCAACUAAAAAGAGUAAAAACUUUAUUUUUAUAUAUUUUAUAUCUGAAUUUUUGAGUAAACCUAUUUUUAUAGAUAUUAUAGAAAAUAAUGCAGUAUGUAAAAAAUUGUCAUGGAUAAAGUUUGAUGAUAUUUCUUAUAAAAAUGAAAACGAAUAUAUUUACCUUUUAUUAUGCCUAAUAGGAAAUAAGAUAAAAAUAUAUGGAAUUUCUAAAUAUAAUUUUUUUGUUAAUUUCUUUUUAUCCAUAAAAUAUGAAAAUUUUAAUAUUGAAUAUAUAGAAAAAAAUUUUUUAAAAAAAAAAAUGAAAAAGUUGUUUACAUAUAAAAGUAAUGAUGUUUUAAGUGAUUUUUCAUAUAACGUUUGUAUAAAGAAUAAUAAAAGAUUUUUAAGAUUAGCUAUUUGUUAUAAUAAUUUUAAAAUAAAGAUAGUUACUAUUAGUUUAAAUGAGAUAAAUAAAAAUAAAAUUAAUAAUAUAAUAGAUAAAUUAAAAACAAUAAAUAUAUCAUUUCAAGGUUGUAGCAACGAUCUAGAUUUUAUUUUUAAGAAUAAUAAAAAUAUUAUGCAAGAAAAAUGUCAAAUUAAUGAAGAUAAUAUAGGUAAUAUGAAUAAUGAAAGAAAUAUAAGUGAAGAAAAAAAAGAAGAUAAAAAAGAUUUUUUUGAGAAAUACGAAAUUAAUGUUUAUGAAGAUUUAAUUUUUUUACAACAUGGUAUAUUAUCAUUAUGUUCUUUUUAUCCAUGUGUUAAUUCGCAUCUUCUUUGUAUUUGUUCAAAAGAAGGAAAUAUUGUAAUAAUAGAUAUAAGGAAUAAUAAUGAACUUUUCUUUUUUAAAAGAAAAACAGAAACAGUAUCUCAUUUAAAUUGGUAUAAUAAUAGUUGUAUUUUAUUUGGUCAAGAUAAGGGAUGUAUACUACACUUAUUUGAAAAAAAUUAUAUUUUAAAUAUUGAUAAAACUAAUAAUAAUUUAAUAGACAUUUUAUGUUUAAAUAGUUUUAUAACGAAUAACAUUUUUAUGUUUAUAUUUGAUGAUGGUACAAUAAUAAAUGGGAAAUUAAAGAAAAGUAAAUCAAAAGUUAAAUACAAUGAAUUUUUUAUAUGGAAAACAAAAGAUUUCGAAUUAAAUCCACAUAUAUUAUUAAAAAUUAGUUGUAUGAAAAAUGAAGAAGUUCAUUCAGUUUCAUUGAUACUACUUUAUGAAUAUUUACAAGGUUUACAAAAUAUUUUUAAUAAUGGUAUCAAAAUUAUAAAAUCUAAAAAAUAUGAAAGUAAAAUAAAUAAAAAAACUAUAGCUUUAACACCAAAAUCUAUUUCUUUUGCAAAUUUUGAUAAAAAUUAUAUAAUAGCAUAUGGAAGUGCAUGCGGCUUAAUUCAUAUAUUCUCAAGAUCAAAAAAUAUGUAA